GGUGUCAGUCUGGAGACUGGAAGAAAGCUACUAGUACUGUAGGUUGAAGUUGUAAUUUUAAAGCUUUGUUUUUAAUUUAUGUAUACCACAAAAUAUAAAUAGUAUUCUUCAAUUACGUAAUAACACAUUAAGUUCAGCGCACACAUUUUGCUAUCGUUCAUCAUUUCUCGGGAUUCGAAAUCUCAGUAGAAACUUUGCAAAGGGAGAGAGGAGCCCCAAGCCCCAGGGAGACGGCCUGGCCUGCAGGGGCAGGGAGAUGGGCUCAGAGGAGAGGAGUUCAGCCAUGUCUCACAAGAUCUCUUCCCCCUCACACAGCAACACCAGCUCCUCCUCCAAACACGACAGCCGACAGGACAGCUGGGAGAUUGUAGAGGGGUUGCGUGGAGGACACAGUAAUGUCCAGGAGCCCCAGAAGCAGGAUGGGUUCAUGCUGAAGAGGAGAAAGUGGCCGAUGAAGGGAUGGCACAAGAGAUACUUCUACUUGGACAAGGGCAUCCUGAAGUAUGCCAAAUGUAGUGCUGACAUUGAGAAGGGGAAGCUACAUGGCUGCAUUGAUGUGGGUCUCUCUGUCAUGGCCAUUAAGAAGACAGCCCAGUGCAUCGAUCUGGAUGCAGAGGAAAACAUCUAUCACCUGAAGAUCAAGUCUCAGGAGCUGUUUGAUGAAUGGGUGUCUAAGCUACGCUACCAUCGGCUCUACCGUCAGAAUGAAAUUGCCAUGUACCCCCAGGAGAAGGCUUACUACUACCCCCACUUCCCCCCUCCGGGGUCCCCCAGUAUGGCUGAGAGAACGCGGAGUGUGUCUCUAGCCAGGCAGGCUUCGGUCCAUGCUGCAGGCAGCUUCCCUGUGACCUCUACCAGCCAAGCCAAGGUGGCUGCCUGGCUGCAGUCCUCAGGCGACAUGGACAAGUGCUCUAAAGAUGUGUCAGUGUGUGAGUCCUACCUGUUGGAGCUGAACCAUCUGCUACAGAGUAUGGAGGUCAUCCACCGCACCUACUCAGCUCCAACCAUCAACGCACUACUACAGGCUUCUACAUUUGACACCCCCAAAAAGGAAAAAAGGCCCCCAAGAAAAUGGCGUGGUUCUAAAAACUACAGCACAGAUGCCAAAACAACACUGCAGAUUCCCAGCUGCAUCUCUUCUGGCUCCGUCCGUCUCCACGCCUCCAACCCCAACCUCUCCGCUGCAGCCCUGGGGAAUGCGAAGGCCUACCCUGAACCUCCCUAUAUGGACUCUCCUAUAGACGUAGCCAAACUACAGGAGGACUUCUGCCGCGUCGCUAACAACCUGCAUGCCACCAUGAAGUCAGCCCUGAGCUCUCUCACCUCUGAGAAGGAGAGGUUAAAACAGGUGCUGGACCACCAAGACACAUGCCCCCCUACCUCCCCUGGGAUUAUGGGUCUGAAGAACGCUCUGUCCUCGGCUAUAGCCCAGAACUCUGAACUGAGAGAGCGGCUGAGCAACAUUCACGCUGAGUCCCGCUGCGUCCCAGAACCCUCCACUGGGCUCAUAAACCUCUCUGGCCCCCUACAGAAGCAAGACUCCACAGAUGGAUCCCACCCCCUAGUUCACCAGGCGUCCAAUGAGAGCAGAGCGUCCAUCACAGAGUCUCUGUCGGAGUUCUUCGAUGCUCAGGAGGUUCUACUGUCCGCCAGCUCCUCGGAAAACGAGGCCUCUGAUGAUGACUCAUACAUCAGUGACAACGUGAGCGACAACAUCUCCAUGGACAACUUCAGCAACGAGACGGAGAGACCUAACUCGGGCUGUGAAGAGAACGGGACCCUUCUGAGAAGACGCAGGUCGUGUCUCCCGUCAGCCAGCCCUAACACCAGUAACAUCAGUCUAUGGAACAUCCUUAAGAACAACAUAGGGAAAGACCUCUCCAAGGUGGCUAUGCCUGUUCAGCUGAACGAGCCCCUCAACACCCUGCAGAGACUGUGUGAGGAGCUGGAGUACAGCGAGCUGCUGGACAAAGCUGCUAACACACAGGACCCCUUUGAACGCAUGGUGUACAUAGCCACAUUUGCAGUUUCGGGGUACGCGUCCAGCUACCACCGAGCGGGAGGAAAGCCCUUCAACCCAGUCCUGGGGGAGACCUACGAGUGUGACCGCCCCGAAAAGGGCCUCCGAUUUGUAGCAGAACAGGUCAGCCAUCACCCACCUAUAUCAGUAUGUCAUGCUGACUCUAAAAACUACAUAUUCUGGCAAGACAUGAGGUGGAAAAACAAGUUCUGGGGGAAGUCUAUGGAGAUAGUUCCUGUUGGCACCACCCAUGUGAUUCUGCCAGGGUUUGGUGACCACUAUGAGUGGAACAAGGUAACAUCCUGCAUCCACAACAUCCUGAGUGGCCAGCGCUGGAUAGAACACUACGGAGAGAUCUCCAUCAGGAACACCAGCAGUGAUAUCUGCCAGUGUAAGGUCACCUUCAUUAAGGCCAAGUACUGGAACUCAAGUGUGAAUGAGGUGGAAGGCACCAUCACAGACCACAAGGGGAAGGUCAUCCACAGACUGUUUGGGAAGUGGAACGGGGUGUACUGUGGAGACCCACCCUCCGCCACCUGCAUCUGGAGAGCAAAUGCCAUGCCGGCUGACCACGAGCAGUACUACGGCUUCACUAAGUUUGCUAUGGAGCUCAAUGAACUGGACCCUUCACUGAAACUACUGCUGCCUCCCACAGACACCCGGCUACGGCUCGACCAGAGGCUGCUAGAGGAGGGCAACGUAGAGGCAGCAGAGGAACAGAAACAGAAGGUAGAACAGCAGCAGAGAGACAGACGCAGAGUCCUGGAUGAAAACAGCAUGACACAUGAACCCAGAUUCUUCAGGAAAUCAAAGGACGACACCUGGGUUAGCAACAACACUUACUGGGACCUGAGGAAGGAUCCAGGCUUUGCCCACCUGGACUGUCCUGUGUUGUGGUGACCUGAGGAGGGAACCAGGCUAUCCCCACCUGUACUGUCCUGUGUUGUGGAACCAGGCUAUCCCCACCUGGACUGUCCUGUGUUGUGGAACCAGGCUAUCCCCACCUGGACUGUCCUGUAUUGUGGUGACCUCAAUGUGACUUCUAUGGCCACUGGUCACACACUUUGGUCAUGUUUAAUAGGCACAGGACUGAAACAGGGAGGGACUACCUGAACUUGUCCAAUAAGAAACACUUGUGUGUUCAUAAGGCACCAAACGGAAGAAAACGGACUGAAACAGGGAGGGAACUACCUGAACUUCCAGUCCAAUAAGGAACGUUCUUUUUCGUUUUCCGUUGCAAAACAUUUUGCUACGGUGUGUGCUUAUGAACACGACCCUGUUUGGACCUUUAUGUCUCUACUGUGACCCAGGCUGGCUCUGGGGGCUGGAGGCCUGCUGCUCUGUCCGUCUCAUCGGUUACGCCUCAAAUGGCACCCUAUUCCCUACAUAGUGCACUACUAUUGACCAGAGCCCUAUGGGCCCAAGUAGUGCAUCAUACUGUAAAGGGAAUAGUGUGCCAUUUGGGACGUAGACUCCGACUUGCACAUGCCCAUCUACUAGCCAUCAUUCCCCCCAACGCUUGUUGCUGGUUUAUCAUUUAUUGUGGUUUUCAUUUUUUCAUUUGAGAGUUUAUCCAGUUUAUUGCCUUAAUAGACAAUGUUUAUCCGAGUAGUGUGUUAAUUUGGAGUCUUUUUAUGCAAGCAUACCCUCCGAAUGUAGAGACAAUUAUGCAAAACGGUGUCCAGUUUUUUCACCUGUAGUGUCUCAUUGUGCAGAAUAGAGCACAUAAGAAAUACUGUAUACUUCAACAAGGUACUAAAUAAUGAAUUACUACGCUUGUUGGUUCUGCAAAGAGUGUAAAAUAAUCCAACCCUUUUUGUAUUGCUUAGCUAGUAGUCUACAUUAGCACAGUGGUUGACUGUACAAUACUGUCUUAACACCUUCAGUUUUCUACCUCUGAUAUGAGAUUCCAUGGUACUUGUAACACCAUUGAGAAGGUGUACAUGUCAAAUAUUUAUUCUGCACCUGUCUAAUGCCUUACUGGGUGAACUAUAUUGCGUUUUAAUCUAAUUUCUCAGUUUAAAAACAAACAGAUGUUUUAGAAGUGCACGUGUUUGUGUGAGGAGGAAUCCUUUAAAGAAUGAAGUAUGUAUAUGAAGAGUUUCAUUCCAAAAUGCUAUAUAUCCAUUUUUAGAAAUGUUGGUAAAUCAGCUUUUAUUGUUUAAAGGU
This is a messenger RNA of Coregonus clupeaformis (lake whitefish), 4189 nucleotides long. RefSeq names its product oxysterol-binding protein-related protein 3. Gene Ontology annotation, cellular component: plasma membrane; cytosol; intracellular membrane-bounded organelle. Gene Ontology annotation, molecular function: cholesterol binding. Lineage: Eukaryota; Metazoa; Chordata; Actinopteri; Salmoniformes; Salmonidae. The record is from RefSeq and is a predicted model, not a curated record.